GGCAAUAUCAAAAGGAAACUGAUGCAGACAGCGUCAUGCUUCCCCCGCUUGAAGAUGCGCUUCUUCAAGAGAAUCCUGAGUUUGCAACUCUCUACAACACCUUGACCACGGCCAUCCUCAACCCCGAUGGCUCUAGCAAAAACGACCCCUCUAAUAAGGAACGAGAAGCUACUCGACAGAAACUAAAAGCACACCGCCUCAAUGCUGCUAAGCAACAUCUCCUUGUUCAUGCCCUCUCCACAGCCACACCGCCGCCUCUACCGUCCGCUUCAGCCCGGAGGACCACAUCCGGCUCGAGACCCGCGGGGGCGUCAGAGCUACCCGAGCCACUCCUCGAUCUACUAUUCCUCCUUCCGCCGCUCCUCACCCCGACUCCCGAGGUAGAAACCCUCCUCGCCGACCCGACCCUCCUCCUCACCUCCCCUCCGCUGUGCGACCUCCCAUCCCUCCUCCCCCAGCUCGGCGACCUAGUCUCGGCAUCCCUGCACCAGGCAGCAUUGAGCCUGGCGCGGCACACCAACCCGACCACGAACCCAUCCUACCUCCACCGGCACCUCCCGACACUGGGACCGGGCAUCACGGCCAGCCACGCCGCGCUUGCGACCGCCAAGGCAGAGCUGUCUCGCGAGCGGCUAGCCGCCGCCACCGCGGUGCAAAAACUGCUCGACCUCGAGGCGCAGACGCUCGGCAGUCUGGCGCGCACGCUUGAGGCCAAGCACGGCGCGUCGGCCCGCAGCCUGGAGCUCCGGGCCGCUGAGGUGGCGCUGUCGGCGCGCCAGGGCGAGGCCGAGGCUAAGGCAGCGUUGUACCGCGCGCGGCGCAACGUGUACUCGCCCGAGGCGGGCGAGGCGCUAGAGGCGUACGCUGCGCACCUGCGGGACUCCAAGGUCAGGGUAUUCGAGGCCUGUCGGGCGCGCCGGGCGGAGCUCGCUGAAUAUGGAGUUGUAGAGGGUGAUGAUGAGGACGGUGAGGUGGAGAUGGGUAAGAAGGAGAAGGCAAUGAGAGACCUGGCAAAGACGUAUCAUGAUAUGGGAAGACAAAUCAAUGAAGUUAAAAGGGAUCUAGACAGGUUAGAUCGUGCCUGAGCUGGGCGGCCCCCUAGACCAGUAAAGUUUCAUACAUGGUCUUGAAGAUGGUUCGAUUUUUCUGUUAUACACCUGGCUUGAUGCUGUCGUCUAUGUUCUAGAGCAACCCAAGGAGAUCUAUCCAGUUCGUCGACGUAGAUUGAAAUGGAAAGAAAGCUUUGAUGUACAUCUAAAAGAAUCCCAGAAAAAAAGAGAAUACAGCCGGCGAAUCUUUUCCUCACCUGCGGGUUAUCUUGCAGAAAAAAACACAGUUGCCGACGCAAAGCCACCCUUCACAGAAAUUCUUUUUCACCACGCGCCUGCUCGCCAUUACCAUCUAACCCUUGAUCUUGAAGAUAGCCUCAGCAAGACGGCCAACGUUCUCGCUGGUGAUACCAGCGACCGAGAUACGGCCGUCCUUGGUGGCGUAGACCGAGU
Molecule: messenger RNA, 1502 nt
Organism: Pyricularia oryzae 70-15
Lineage: Eukaryota; Fungi; Ascomycota; Sordariomycetes; Magnaporthales; Pyriculariaceae
Exons: 2
Coding region: 36-1085 (349 amino acids)
Source: RefSeq, a predicted model, not a curated record